UUUGUUGUGAUGUUAAGUUUUAAACACGUCAACAACGUGAGUCAUUCACAAACGACUCUCGCUGCAGGUGGAGGCGUGAAAAUCCUCUUCGAGACUGAGCUCGGCGUCACAGAUUUCUAUCUUCCCGACAAAAGCUGCAUCCUGUACGUGUCCGAGUGCGACGUCGUAGCCGGAAACAGCUACAAGAGGAAACUGGUUCGGUACAGAAAUACCAGCAGCCGUUUCCAGGAGCUGGUGUUGGUGGAGAAGACCCGACUGAGCGAGCAGUACUUCUCUGCUGUGCAGAAGUUUGUGGUGUUGGACCUCGGCCUGACUCUGCUGCCGGUCAGCGGGCAGACGGAGGCCUCGCAGUUCAUCGCUCAGAUCGUCCACGGAGGCGGCAGAGACAACCCCUUCAGGAGGUCCAGUUUGUCCCGGCCGUUGGACCCAGCGGUCCUGGCUGUGGUCCAGCAGGUCCCUGGGGUGGGUCGGGUCAAAGCUCUGGCUCUGCUGCAGCACUUCUCCAGCAUUCAGCGGCUCUGCAGUGCCGGCCCUGCAGAGCUGGAGCCCGUGGUGGGUCAGGCAGCUGCUCAGCAAAUCCACAGCUUCUUCCACAAAGACACUGCUGCUGGAACGUGAGGCCGGUGCACAGGACCGGCUCUGGGUCGCCGUCGAACCAGGUUCAGGGACCAUUUGUGUUCACGACAGAGACUUUCCUCCUGGCUGAUGUCAGGAGGGAAACAUUUCAGCCACCGAUAUCUAUUGACUGAUUCCUACGAGGUCGUUAUCAAACCCUCAUGACAAAGAAAUGUCAUGAGGAUCAUUUCCACAACAAAUAAAUAUGUUGUUUAGCAUCAA
Molecule: messenger RNA, 837 nt
Organism: Paralichthys olivaceus (Japanese flounder)
Lineage: Eukaryota; Metazoa; Chordata; Actinopteri; Pleuronectiformes; Paralichthyidae
Source: RefSeq, a predicted model, not a curated record